AAACACAACGGAAGAGGUAUGUCCCAGUGGGAGACCUAAGAAAUCGCUGAUUGGACUACAGCUCGUUUUACUUUUGAACCGGAAGUUACUCUGGCUACAACGUGUUUUUUAAUAACAUGAAUGUUCUCGGUGAUCCAAACCUUACUACUGCUAUUCGAGAGUCUUUUGACUCAGGACAUACAUAUGAGGUGAUACUGGACAUGCUUCGGACCAACCACAAAGUGUCAGUUAGUAUGCGUUCACUAAAGACUUAUUUAAAAGAAGCGGGGCUACAUAGGAGAGGCAACUACUCUCCACUUCGGGAAGUGAGGCGUGCCAUUACGGCCGAGCUGAGAGGACCAGGGCAAUUAUUUGGCUAUCGGACCAUGUGGCAAGUUCUCAAACAAAAACACAACCUGUGUGUCAAACGUGAUGUUGUAAUGAGACUGCUGAGGCAGCUGAACCCUCAAGGCAUCGCUCUGAGGACUCGCAGGAGAUUUACAAGGCGCACCUAUCACUCUAUGGGGCCCAAUUACAUAUGGCAUGUAGACGGCUACGACAAACUGAAGCCAUUCGGCUUGGCCAUCUCAGGAUGCAUUGAUGGAUUUUCGAGAAGAAUGAUGUGGCUUGUUUGUGGGGCAACAAACAACAAUCCUUCUGUCAUUGCCCAGCAUUAUAUAAACUGUGUCAAGAGUCUUGGAGUGAUACCAAUGAGACUACGAACAGACCUCGGCACAGAGAACGGGACUGUGGCAGCAAUACAGUGUACCCUCCGCCAUGCACAUACGGAUUAUUAUGCUGGCUCAUCAAGCCACAGUUACGGAUCAUCCACAGGGAAUCAACGCAUCGAGUCAUGGUGGUCUUUUUUCAGAAGAGGAAGGUCUCAGUUUUGGAUGGACUUGUUUGGAGAUUUAAGAGACUCCGGAAACUUCAACGGAAGUGUUGAGCACCAGUGCUUGCUCAGAUUCUGCUUCACCAGAGUUCUGCAGAAAGACCUGGAUGAAUGCAAAAAUCUCUGGAAUAACCACAGGAUCCGGCCAAGCAGACUUGCAUCAUGUCCUGGGGGGAUUCCAAACGAACUCUAUCUCUUGCCUCACAGAUAUGGUUCAAGAGAUUGUGGAUUUCCUGUUGAGGACAGUGAUCUGGAUGUUUUCCCAGAAGCAAGUCAGGUGACAGAGUUGUGUGGUGAUAAAGACAUCGAGGAAUACCUACAGCAAGUCAUGCAACAACAUGGACAACAGCAGUCACAAAACUGGGAGUCAGCUAUGGAACUGUAUUUAUUCCUCAAACACAUAGCAAGGCUGUAGACACAAACAACCUGAAUAAAUUUUUUUUUAUAUUUUGUGUCCUGUUCAUUUUACUCAAAUGAAAACUCAUUGUUAAGGUAAGAACAUAUAACAUAAAAUAUUAUCUAUUUUUAGAUAUUUUCAUAUGAUAGCAAAAUCAUAUGAAAAUCAUAUGAAAUCAUGCUGAAAACUGAAUAAACUGCCACUUUAGAAGGAUAGCCCUUCUAAAGUGGCAGUUUAUUCAUAGUUAUCAGCUCAUGAAGUCAACAAUCCCUUUGGGCAAAUUCUGUUAUUUGAGACUGGUGUAUGUCUGGUUUAGGCUCACGAUAUGGGCAUUUGUCAAAGCUCUACAAUAUAAAAUUUUGUAUCAUUUUAAAAGGGAAUACACUCAGCUUUCAUUUAAGCCAAGCUUCGAAUCUGACCACAGCUUGUUAAACAGAAAUAACACAAACUCUUUUUGCCUUACCAAGAAACAUUGUUUUUAGUCCAGUGGUAUCCAGGGACAUCAGGGACACAAGAGUUGACAACUGAAAUACUCAGACUAAGAAAUCUGGAAAUGUAUACCAUAUACUGUUUUUUAGAUUAGUCCACCAUUAUGUAAUCCAUAAUAACCACAUAAAAACAUGACUGCAUGGUAGUAUAGAUUUGGUACAUUUCAGGAUUUCUUAGUCUGAGUAUUUCAGUUGUCAACUCUUGUGUCCCUAGAUACCAUUGGAUUACAAACAAUGUUUUUGGUUAGGCGAAAAGGAUUCAUGUUAUUUUGUUUUAACAAGCUCUGGUGACCUGAGUUGGUCAGAUUCAAAACUUGGCUUAAAUGAAAGCCGAGUGUAUCCCCUUUUAAGAUAAUACAAAAAAACUAUAUUAUGGACAUAUUAGAAAUGCCCGGACCGUGAACCUAAACCAGACAUACACCACUCUAAAAAAAAAAUACAGAAUUUGCCCUAACGGAUUGUUGACUUCAUGAGCUGAUGUCCCUUUCAAAGCUAUCACUUUGAAAAGGACAUCAUAUUAUCUAAUCUUUUCAGAAAUUAUGGCAAGGCUUUGCCACCCAGAAAUGGAGAACAACAUGGACCCUGUAUUCACAUUCACAAAAUUAGCUGAAUGCCAACAGCAUUAGAACAAGACUGCCAAGAAAUCUCUUCUUUCAG
Messenger RNA from Xiphophorus maculatus (southern platyfish), 2413 nucleotides. RefSeq lists its product as uncharacterized. Lineage: Eukaryota; Metazoa; Chordata; Actinopteri; Cyprinodontiformes; Poeciliidae. The record is from RefSeq and is a predicted model, not a curated record. The coding region runs from base 117 to 1286 and encodes 389 amino acids. The transcript has 3 exons.